This is a messenger RNA of Hermetia illucens (black soldier fly), 4874 nucleotides long. RefSeq lists its product as uncharacterized. Gene Ontology annotation, biological process: response to oxidative stress. Lineage: Eukaryota; Metazoa; Arthropoda; Insecta; Diptera; Stratiomyidae. The transcript has 8 exons. Gene Ontology annotation, molecular function: peroxidase activity; heme binding. The record is from RefSeq and is a predicted model, not a curated record. Bases 137 to 4573 code for a protein of 1478 amino acids.
AAGGAAUUGCGGGAAAGCGAAAAGGCCAAAAACGCUGUGACUAGAGCCGGCAGGCGAAACUAAUGAAGAAACUAUUCUAACAAGAUCAAAUAACUAUCGAAUCGAGCUAUUAGAUAAGUUUUAAUCAUAAGGACACAUGGAUGCUAUCAUAAUUUCCAAGUUUAUUUUUCUAUUAACUCUAUUGGCAAGUGUACAAGCCGAGGACAGUGCAAGGACACUGCUCCGCAAUUCAUCAAUAUCCGAUUCUGAAAAUCAACAGAAACAAUUUGCUAACGCACAUUCGCAGUUAAAGCCAGUAUCGGAAACAUUUUCCAAACAACAUAAAACUACUCAAGAAAUUGUUGAUUUGCCAAAACCUCUAAAAUUACUAAAUAAUUAUGACUACGAUGACAGCAAUAAUGCAACCAGCACGGCUACAGACGAACCCAGACGUCUUAAGCAUAAACCGAGUGGAUCACUUAAUUCGCGUCUGACCACAGCUUUGAAUAUCGCGGCUAAGCAGGGAUUAGAUGCUAUGGUUAAACUCUACGAGAAAACUGAGCCGGAAAUGCUACGAAGAGGCGGGUUCCUUGACCCUAAUCAUCCAGGGGCUCAACUAUCAAAAUUCAGUGAAGCACGCGAUGGAACCGAAAAUAACGCUAAAGCUGCAUAUGCCGCCCUCGUUGCCACUAAAUAUUUUCGGAAAACUUAUAAACUACAAUCAGAUGACCUAGGUCGUCAGGCGCCACCACCGAAGAUAUCAUUUCGUCGGACACCACUCGAAGGACUUUGUCCACCUCGUGAGCCACCGCGAUGUCUUCCCGCGGCGCAACGAUAUCGCACCCACGAUGGAACGUGUAAUAAUAUGAGACACUUACGAUGGGGAUCCGCCCUGAUGCCAUUUAAUCGUUUCCUUCCCCCUGAAUAUGGUGAUGGAAUUGACACAGUUCGAGUUUCAGUGGACGGCAGUACCCUCUCGUCUGCCCGUUUUGUUAGCCUGCUAGUACAUGGAUCACAGGAAAGUGAAGCUCCUGUAACACUUAUGAUUGCUCAAUGGGGACAAUUGAUUGAUCAUGACCUGACGUCAACAGCUCAACCCAGAUCAGUGAAUGGUUCCGUUCCAAGGUGUUGCGGUACAGAUGAUUUUCAUCCAUCAUGCUUGCCAAUAAAAGUUCCUCUGGAUGAUCCAUGGUUGGCUCCUCUCAAAGUUCGAUGCCUAGAAUUCCUGCGAUCAGCGCCCGCUCAGAGACGGGAUUGUGUGCUUUCAUGGCGUGAACAAACGAAUCAAGCUACAUCCUAUCUAGACGCCUCGCCUGUCUACUCCAGCAAUGCUCGUAACUCAGAUAAUGCUAGAGUGUUCCGGAAUGGAUUGCUGCAAUUCGGUCGUGGAAAUCCAGAGCAAGAUAUGUGCCUACGUGGAACUAUGAGCAGUAGUUGUAUCCGUCCAGGCGAUGGGCGAAGCGGAGAGCAGCCAGGUUUAAUGGCAAUGCAUCAUGUCUGGGUCGGAGAACACAAUCGAAUUGCACUAGAAUUGAGUGAUCUAAAUCCCCACUGGAGCGAUGAAAAAGUAUAUCAGGAAACCAGGCGAAUUGUCGGAGCCCUAUUCCAGCAUAUCACCUAUCGUGAAUUCCUACCUCUAGUUGUAGGUAGGGAAGUUUGCCGCCUUUUCGAGCUUGACCUGCUCAAUUCAGGCUACUUCGAAGACUAUGAUCCCGAAAUCAACCCUACAGUUGCCAAUUCCUUCGGUGCAGCAGCAUUCCGCUUUGGACAUUCCCUGAUUCAAAAUACUUACAUGCGAUGUGACAAGAACCACAACUUUUUGGACAACAACGUCCCUUUGCACAAUGAAAACGUGAACGGUGAUAUCGGAAACCCCGGAUCAUUACAUCGGCUGCUGAGAGGCUUAGCUGCCCAAAAAGCGCAAAUGCGUGAUGAGUUCAUAACAGCCGAACUCACGAAUCAUCUAUUCCAAAGUGGAAGUUUUCCUUUCGGACUCGAUUUGGCCGCUAUUAAUAUUCAACGUGGUCGCGAUCAUGGCAUACCACCAUAUACAAGUUGGCGCGAACCGUGCGGAUUGACGCCAAUUCAAAAUUGGCACGAUUUUGAAAAGGUGGUCGGAAUUGCCUCAGCAAAACGUAUAAGUCACGCCUAUCGUAGUGUCCAUGACAUAGAUCUUUUUGUUGGCGGAAUUGCUGAAAGGCCAGUAAUUGGGGGUCUUGUUGGACCAACAUUCGCAUGUAUCAUAGCUCAACAAUUUAGUAAUUUACGUAAAGGCGAUCGAUUUUGGUACGAGAAUCCAAGAUUCGAAAACUCAUUCACGCCUGCCCAGCUUCAUUCUAUUCGGAGGGUCUCUUUGGCGCAAAUAAUCUGUAGAACUCUUGGUGGUGGAACUUUGCAGCCGCAUAUUUUUAUACCGCAUGACAUCCCUGGAAAUGAGCGUCUUCCUUGUGGAGUCGGCCUCCUAGCUCCGAUUGAUUUGCUUCCCUGGCUAGAAGAAGAUCCUUUCCAGCAGCAUAGAGCCCCACCUUCAGCUCCUAUACAACCCAGUUUCCAAGAUCAUCUACCACCACAAAGUUCCCCUGCUGCUCCGCUUUUCGACACCAUUGACUUUAUACCGAACGGAUCUACUGGACUACAAAAACAACCCGUAUCCGACGUACAUUCUAAUACUAGUACUACAGUUAGUGACAAACUGGACUUGAAAUUCCCGCCAAGGUUCACCUCAACCCAACCACCAAAACGAAAUACAGCUAACAAACCCACGACAAAAAAACGAAAGACGUCGAUAACAAAAACUAGACCGACUAGUUCACCCAAUAAAAAAAUACAAGACUUUACAACUAGACGAACGGUAAUCAUAAACAACAUUCCAGUUAUUCUAAGGCGGAGCGCAGAUCCUUUCUCGACAGAAAUACUUGACGCCGAAACGAGAAGUCAGGACUUGGAUUUACUAGGAGCGAACAGUACAGACAGAAAGAAAGGACAUGAUACGAUUCACGUUCACAUUAACCGCAUAAACAGAACAAGUACAUUUACAACGAAAAAUGAUACAUUCAAAGACCGACCCGAAGAAAGACACUACGCGAACCAAGAGACAAUUUACGGGACAAACACCGGACAGAAAGUACGUGUACCGAGACCAAGCUCUGAAGAGUAUGAAAUAGAAAUAAACAUUCGACAAACAAACAACAGACGACCAGGUUCAUCAUACUAUUACGGGGACUUUAACUCGAAAUACGACAACUAUGAUACGGUUUCGACUCCAUUUAGUUAUAGACCGAGUACAUUUAGACCGACGCACGAACAGUUUUCUGACUAUCGUCCUUACACAAAACCACCUAAGAUUAUCUACCUAGACAACCAAGACGACUAUACUACGACUACGACUCCUGCUCCUAACUUACUUCAGACUUUCUUGAUGGCUGGACAGAAUGCAAUAACCGAUCAUUUUCAGAAACCUGGUUCUAUCUUUCAUAGUAACAUAUUUGGUGGAGGCGGAAACAGCGGCACCAGUAGUGCUCUAAGUAGUAGCAGCAGCGCUGCAAAUAGCCUUCCUAUUAGUAGCGCCGGCUUUGGCAAUGGACCUGGGGGUAGCACGAGCCACAGUAAUACCAAUACUCAUAACAUCUUCAAUAUUAACAUUCGUCCUGCUGGGCAAAACAUUGACUUGUCUGAUUCUCCUAUUUCACUACCUGCAUCUUCUGCUUCCUAUGGCUUACAUUCUACUUCAAAACUCCCACCGCCGCUAAAUUAUAACCAGGCUAAACCGAAUAAUCCUUUCUCUACAAACUAUCCGCCUUAUCAAUCUUCGCCUUCAUACGAUGCUUUUCCUUAUCGUGACUAUGAUCGCAAUCGCUUGACUACAUCAACGCCUAGACGACCUUACUAUCGACCAACGAAUUCUUACUAUCCACGGACUAAAGACGCUUCGCUUCUCGCUACACCUAACAAAAAUCUAUCAUCUGCUGUUCCCUCUAAAGAUGCUUCAGACUUUUCCGACUAUGACUUACUUUCCUUCUCUUCCAAAAUUUCUGAUAACGCUUCCAAGUCUGACGACUACUAUGACGACUCAGAAACUGACCUUGCUGCCAAAUUUGACAAAGACGGUUACUUACGACCUGAACAUAUGAUACUCGAAAUUCUCAAUCACACGGACAUUGAUUAUAACGCAACCUUAACAAAAGACACAAACAAAAAUGAUACAAACGCAACGAGUAAGGACGACUUUGUACUGCCUGCACUAAUGGAAACGGAAGCUGUGACAAAACAGACUAAACAGAACAAAACUUCUUACUAUGACGCUAUACCAAGACGACCAGCCACUGAAAUACUCGCGGAAGACUAUGACGAAAUACCGCUACCGAAACCUCGACAUAAAGUACAGAAAAAUCCUCCAAACCUUGUCCCUUUUGCUCCUUUGAAUGUCCUGACAAAGCCUGAAAGGCCUGAUAAUUGGGUGAUUUUCGAUGAACCAAAGGAACAAGAUCUUCUACCAGAAAUACCAGUCCUGAAUACAGGGAAUCCGUCCUUUAUGGAGCUUCCGAAACCUAUAACGGUUCGCGUACGGAAUGGAUAUAGUCGGAAGGCAGGAUGAGCUUUGAAAAAGGCGCUGUUCUACGAAAUGUUAUAGUAUUGAAUACUUAGAUGCACGUCAGACCAACCCAACUAGUUAAUUUUAUUUAUUCUAUCAUCUUAUUUAUAUUAUUUAAUUUUUUACGCAAAUUAUAUUAUUAUUAUUAUGAACAUAUUAGAGAAUGAAAUGCAGACAAUACUAUUUAUUAUCUAGCUAAAUAACCGAAAAUACAUUGAUGCAAUCAAACCUGUGCAUGCAACAAAAAAAAUAUUAAUAAACUCCUCAAAUAAUUAUUUAGCCAAUAAAAAAAUACAACGCAAAA